Molecule: messenger RNA, 3753 nt
Organism: Cinclus cinclus
Lineage: Eukaryota; Metazoa; Chordata; Aves; Passeriformes; Cinclidae
Gene: NPR1
Product: natriuretic peptide receptor 1
Exons: 22
Coding region: 445-3753 (1102 amino acids)
Biological process (GO): cGMP biosynthetic process; protein phosphorylation; receptor guanylyl cyclase signaling pathway
Cellular component (GO): membrane
Molecular function (GO): guanylate cyclase activity; peptide receptor activity; ATP binding
Source: RefSeq, a predicted model, not a curated record
ACCUGUGUGGCUUCAGGACAGAUCCAGAGAGUUUUAUUAACUCUAUUAAAGAACUGAUUAAAUUAACUCAUUAACCCGUGUUGUCUUAACUCAUUAAUCUCUUUGGAAUCACCUGUCCAGAGGGCAGAAACUCAGGGAAUUUGGGAGGAGGGAAUGAUUACCUCCUGGGAAAGGUGGGAAACAGGCACGGGCAUCAUCCUGAGGAGGGGUGACAAACCUCAGUGAAGGGAUUUACCAAUUAUAAUCCCAAAAACCCCAAUCCUGGAGUGAUUUGUGUCAUUAUUCUUCGACUGGAUCCCAUUACCCAAUUCCCAACAGGAGAAAAAUCCUCUAGUGUGGGUUUUUUUUUUUUUUUUUUUUUUUUUUUUAACUGAACCAACAGCGUUUCUAGGGAAUUGAUUCCGUUCAGCCACACCACGCAAACCCAAUCCCCGCAAAUCAGGGAUGGAGGGGGGGGUCGUUAUCCCUGGAAACUUCCCGGGAAUCAUCCCGGGGGAGGUGGGGGCUACUCACCACAUAGAAGUCGAAGGGGAUGUGAGGCACAAAGGGUCGGAACCUAAAGGGGAGAGAACACCCGGGUUCACUCCCUGGGCCCCCAGACCUCCCCUCCCGCUCCCGCUCCUGGCCCCGCUGCUGGCCCCGCUCCCGGGCGCGGUGACGGCCCCGGCCCCGCUGACCCUCGCCGCGGUGCUGCCUCAGCACAACCUCACCUACCCGUGGGCUUGGCCGCGCGUGGGACCCGCCGUGCGCUUGGCCGCGGCCGCCGUGAAUUCCCGUCGGGAUUUGCUGCCCGGCUUCACCCUCGGGUGGGUGUUCGGCAACAGCGAGGAUCGCCACGGGGUCUGCUCGGAAAUGGCCGCGCCGCUGGUGGCCGUGGACCUGCGGCUCGCCCAUCACCCCGCGGCGUUUCUGGGGCCGGGGUGCGUGUACUCGGCGGCGCCGGUGGCCCGCUUCACUAGCCACUGGCAGCUGCCGCUGGUCACGGCGGGGGCCGAAGCCCACGGCUUCGACGACAAGAGCGAGGAGUUCGGCUUGACCACACGCGCCGGCCCCAGCCACCGCAAACUGGGCGAACUGGGCGUGCAGCUGCACCGGCGCUUCAACUGGACGCGGCGGGCGCUGCUGGUGUACUGGGACGAGCGGGUGGACGACCGGCCCUAUUACUUCGCCGCCGAGGGUUUGUACGUCCAGCUGCCCACCCUGCGCAACCUCACGGUCAUGGACGUCGUGUUCCGCGACGGCGGCAACUUCUCCUUCAUCAUCCAGGAGAUCAAGGCCAAGGGGCGCAUCGUGUACGUGUGCUGUGCCCCGGACACGCUGCGGGAGCUGAUGCUGCAGGCGGAGCUCGAGGGGCUCACGGGCGGUGACUUCGCCUUCUUCUACAUCGACACGUUCGGGGCCAGCCUGCAGGGCCAGCGCUUCCCCGAGCCACGGCGGCCCUGGCACCGCGGGGACCCGCACGAUGCCCGCGCCCGUCGCGCCUUCCAGGCUGUCACCAUCAUCACCUACAAGGAGCCCGAGAACCCCGAGUACCGGCCCUUCCUGCAGCGGCUCAAGGAGGAGGCGCGGGACCACUUCAACUUCUCCAUGAAGGACGGACUGAUGAAUUUCAUCGCUGCCGCCUUCCACGACGCCGUCCUGCUCUACGCCCAGGCCCUCAACGAGACCCUGGAGCGCGGCGGCUCCGUCAGCGAUGCCUCGGCCAUCACCCGCCAGAUGUGGAACCGCACCUUCUACGGUGUCACCGGCUUCCUGAAGAUCGACGAGCAGGGGGACCGGGAGAGCGACUACUCCCUAUGGGACAUGGAUCCUGAGCAGGGAAACUUCCAGAUCGUGGCCAACUACAACGGCACCACCAAGAAGAUCCAGAUGGUUCCGGGGCGAGAGAUCCACUGGCCGGGGAACGCGAUCCCGUCCGAUGUCCCUCCCUGCGGCUUCGAGGGCACCGACCCCCAGUGCAAAGCCUCGCUGUCCACCCUGGAGGUUCUGUCCCUCGUGGUCAGCCUGAUCCUCAUGGCCAUCACCGCCACCUCCUUCUUCAUCUACAGGAAGCUGCAGCUGGAGAAGGAGCUGGCGGCCGAGCUGUGGAGGGUGCGCUGGGAGGAUGUGCAGAUGAGCAGCCUGGAGAAACAUCUGCGGAGCGCCGGCAGCAAACUCACCCUGUCCCUGAGGGGCUCCAACUACGGCUCGCUGAUGACCACGGAGGGGCAGUUCCAGGUGUACGCCAAGACCGCCUACUACAAGGGUAACCUGGUGGCCGUGAAGCACGUGAACCGCAAACGCAUCGAGCUGACGCGCAAGGUCCUGUUCGAGCUCAAACACAUGCGGGACGUGCAAAACGAGCACCUGACCCGGUUCAUCGGCGCCUGCACCGACCCGCCCAACAUCUGCAUCCUGACCGAGUACUGCCCGCGGGGGAGCCUCCAGGACAUCCUGGAGAAUGAGAGCAUCACGCUGGACUGGAUGUUCCGCUACUCCCUCACCCACGACAUUGUCAAGGGGAUGCAAUUCCUGCACAACGGGGUCAUCGUGUCCCACGGGAACCUCAAGUCCUCCAACUGCGUGGUGGAUUCGCGCUUCGUGCUCAAGAUCACCGACUACGGCCUGGAGAGUUUCCGCGUGGCCCCGGACGGCGACGACACCCACGCGCUCUUCGCCAAGAAGCUGUGGACGGCGCCGGAGCUGCUGCGCAUGGAGGAGCCGCCGGCGCGGGGGACGCAGAAAGGCGACGUCUACAGCUUUGGGAUCAUCCUGCAGGAGAUCGCCCUGCGCAGCGGCGUCUUCUACGUGGAGGGCAUGGACCUCAGCCCCAAAGAGAUUAUCGAGCGGGUGAAGAGCGGGGAGCGGCCGAGCUUCCGUCCCUCGGCCAACGUGGGCUGUCACCUGGAGGAGCUGGGGCAGCUCAUGCAGCACUGUUGGGCCGAGGACGUCCUGGAGCGCCCUGACUUCAACCAGAUCAAGGUCCAGCUCCGCAAGUUCAACAGGGAGAGCAGCACCAACAUCCUGGACAACCUCCUGACCCGCAUGGAGCAAUACGCCAACAACCUGGAGGAGCUGGUGGAGGAGCGCACCCAGGCCUACCUGGAGGAGAAGCGCAAGGCCGAGGCUCUGCUCUACCAGAUCCUGCCCCACUCGGUGGCGGAGCAGCUCAAGCGGGGGGAGACGGUGCAGGCGGAGGCGUUCGACAGCGUCACCAUCUACUUCAGUGACAUCGUGGGAUUCACGGCGCUGUCGGCACAGAGCACCCCCAUGCAGGUGGUGACGCUGCUCAACGACCUCUACACCUGCUUCGACGCCAUCAUCGACAACUUCGACGUCUACAAGGUGGAGACCAUCGGUGACGCCUACAUGGUGGUGUCGGGGCUGCCGGUGCGCAACGGCAAGCUGCACGCGCGCGAGGUGGCCCGGAUGGCGCUGGCCCUGCUGGACGCCGUGCGCUCCUUCCGCAUCCGCCACCGGCCCCAGCAGCAGCUGGAGCUGCGCAUCGGAAUCCACACAGGCCCGGUGUGUGCGGGGGUGGUGGGGCUGAAGAUGCCCCGGUACUGCCUGUUCGGGGACACCGUGAACACGGCCUCGCGCAUGGAGUCCAACGGCGAGGCCCUGAAGAUCCACAUCUCGGGGGUCACCAAAGCCGUGCUGGAGGAAUUUGGGUGCUUCGAGCUGGAGCUGCGUGGGGACGUGGAGAUGAAGGGCAAGGGCAAGCUCAGGACCUACUGGCUGCUGGGGGAGCGUGGAAGCAGCACCCGGGGGUGA